This is a messenger RNA of Malassezia restricta, 1104 nucleotides long. Its product is annotated as GTP-binding protein RBG1. Lineage: Eukaryota; Fungi; Basidiomycota; Malasseziomycetes; Malasseziales; Malasseziaceae. Gene Ontology annotation, biological process: cytoplasmic translation. Gene Ontology annotation, cellular component: cytoplasm. Gene Ontology annotation, molecular function: GTPase activity; GTP binding. The transcript has a single exon. The record is from RefSeq and is a predicted model, not a curated record. The coding region runs from base 1 to 1104 and encodes 367 amino acids.
AUGACGACGGUGCAGCGCAUCAAAGAGAUCGAAGAUGAGAUGGCCCGCACGCAGAAGAAUAAGGCCACUGCGUAUCAUCUUGGUCAACUUCGUGCGAAGCUCGCCAAGUUGAAGCGUGAGCUGAUCGCUCCGAGCAGUAGUGGCGGCGGCGGCGGAGGUAUGGGCUUCGAUGUCGCACGCACGGGUAUUGCCAGUGUUGGCUUUGUUGGUUUUCCAUCUGUGGGAAAGUCGACACUUAUGUCUGGGCUGACAGGGACGACGUCCGAGGCAGCUGCCUAUGAAUUCACAACGCUGACGACUGUCCCAGGUACUAUGGUCGUGCGUGGUGCACGUAUUCAAAUUCUCGACUUGCCUGGUAUUAUUGAAGGUGCGAAAGAUGGCAAGGGCCGUGGUCGUCAGGUGAUUGCUGUCGCUCGUACGUGUAAUUUGAUCUUUAUUGUGCUAGACGUGUGCAAACCAUUGCACGACAAGCAAAUUCUCGAGGCAGAACUGGAAGGUUUUGGUAUUCGCCUCAACAAAAAGCCCCCGAAUGUUAUUGUGAAAAAGAAAGACAAGGGUGGACUGGCCAUCACUAAUACUGUGCCGCUCACCAAGCUGGACCAUGAUGAGAUUCGGGCUGUCAUGUCUGAGUACCGCAUCUCUAAUGCCGACAUUGCGUUCCGUGAAGACGUCACGGUCGAAGAGCUCAUUGAUGUCAUUGAAGGCAACCGUAUAUAUAUUCCAUGCAUUUAUGUGCUGAACAAAAUUGACUCGAUUUCGAUUGAAGAACUCGACCUGCUGUAUAAGAUUCCCAAAUCGGUGCCUAUUUCAUCUCGGAUGUGGCUCAACGUGGACGAGCUUGUUGAUAAGAUGUGGGACGAGCUUGAUCUUGUCCGCGUGUACACGAAGCCCCGUAAAUGCCCACCGGAUUACACUUCACCUGUCGUCUUGCGCCGCGGCAAGUGUACCGUCGAAGACUUUUGCAAUGCUAUUCACCGUGAGAUUUUCAAGCAGUUCAAGUGCGCUGUUGUUUGGGGCACGUCUGCCAAGCACCCGCGCGGCCAACGCGUUGGUGGCGAUCAUGUGCUGGAAGACGAGGACUGCGUCACGAUCUUUAAGCGUUAA